UCCAUCUUUUCCACGUUUUGGCUUUGAUUCUCGCAUGCUUGUUGACAUGUCUUUGAUGAGUUGGUUGUGGUUUCUUUUACAUAACCACAGAUUUGAUACUCUGUCCAGACAUUGCAUUUCUUCCUUUAUUUACGGUUUAAUUUAAUUGGGACACGUUUAAAAAUAAAAAAUUGCUUUGCUUUGCUUCGCUUUCUAACAUCAAAUCUACAUAAUAUAUCCGAACUAUAAUACUUAGUUUCUUUCAAAUUCUUGUCAGCUGAUCAAAUCUCUAAGUUCUUUCUGGCUGUUUUUAUAUAUUUUGUUUUUCAAUCUCGUCGAGACAAAGAAAGCAGUGGUGUUAGGUUUUUUUUCUUUUUUUUUUUUGUGCUUUGUUUGUUGAGGGUGUCAAGGAUGUUCACUGAAGAAGAGUUGACAGGCGUGGAUGGCUUCAAAAGAGGGUCACGUUUCAUUGAGGUCAAGUGUGGCGGCACAAGCAAGAAAUAUGGUGAUACCAUUGGAAAGCUUAAGGUUUCUUCCAAUGGCCAAUUUUUGAUAUCCUGCAAACGCACGUCUACCUGUGAUGAAGAGAGAUUGACUCCCUAUGAUUUCCAAAAGCAUUAUGGAAAAGAAGGAACAAGGAAAUGGAAGAACCACAUUUGGGUGCUCAUGAAUAAUAAGAAGGUUCCUCUAGGGAGAACUGCUCUCCUGAAAUAUUACAAACAUGCAUCCAAUGGAGCAAACAGGCAAAGCACCAUGCAAGCUAAACGUAUUUAUCAUCGUGAUGAGUUCAUUAGUUGCUCAAUUUGUAAGAAAGAACGCAGGUUUCAUCUCCGGACUGAAGAGGAAUGCAGAAUUUACCAUGAUGCUUUGAAUGCAAGAAGGUGGAGGUGUGCCGACUGGCCAUAUCACAAAAUGACCUGCCUUGAUGGUGAAGAGCGAGCAAGUAGGAAGAGCUGCAGAGGCUGUCCUCGAUCUCCGAUCUGCAAAGGUUGCACUACUUGUGUGUGUUUCGGGUGCCUUAAGUGCCGCUUUCUGGGUUGCAAGUGUCGCACUUGCGUUGAUUUCAUGCAAAAUGCAGAACCUUGAGCUAUAGGAACUAAACAUCGAUCCUUUCAGUGCUGCAAUGCCCCAACUCUCAUUUCACUAGCAGCAAAGGAAAAAUGAAUCAAUUAGAGUUUCCUGAAGUUCUGUUAGAAUGUUUGUUGUUGGAAUUUAAGAACUUUGCUGUUCCAUUUCUUUUCUAUAGAAUAAUUCUUAGCAGAUAACUGGACUAAGGUUUUUCUUUGCCGGUGGGCAAACGCUCUCGGGAGGCAUCCCACCUCAGUCAAACAUUUUUAGCUUCUGUUGCUAAUAAAGUAGUUUUCUUUCCUGCAGCUUGUUUCUUUUGUUGCUACAAGUUUGAUUUUAGAUCUUUUUCCUAGCUUUUCCUUCUUUCUCGACUCUGGCAUUGAUUAAACUAAAGCCCGGCUGAGAAUAACUGUCGGUAAUUGAAUCUUCGAAAGAAAAAACAAUUGCAGUGCAUGUGUAUCGUGCUCACUGAAUCAAACACCAAAUGCAGUCAUUGAUUCAUAUGGAUUGUCAGGGCUGCUUUCGCCUCAUUUUUAUGACACAUUGCGACUGAUCAAAAGAGUUUUUCAGCAUUGAUUGGAAGUGUUUAGGAUGCUAUUUAAUGGUUCUUUUACUGCAUGAUUUCAUCAAUUAUCAUGUAGAUUGACGUAAUCGAACAGGACCACCCCAAUUCAUGAUCAUGAACAUAAAAAAAGAUGUCUUAAUCGAGCAGGUGAAAAGUCCAAGAAACAGAAACAUUAUGGCUGGAUGACAGCCGCCCCUGUAAUAUACUUUGCUAUCGUGUUUGUCACAAAAAUGAGUGCAAGAAAUCAAGGUCUUCGGUCAUUUGAAUCAUGCACGUA
Molecule: messenger RNA, 1889 nt
Organism: Durio zibethinus
Lineage: Eukaryota; Viridiplantae; Streptophyta; Magnoliopsida; Malvales; Malvaceae
Product: protein ULTRAPETALA 1-like
Cellular component (GO): nucleus; cytosol
Source: RefSeq, a predicted model, not a curated record